AUGGAACAGUUCGGCCUCUCAGCAGCGCACUCGGGCGCGAUAAACCACAUCCACGCCAUUCACUUCGGGCCCGCUGCCGUGGACAUCGUCAGGGAGAUUCGGUUGGCUGUUACUGUUGUCGUCAUCGGAUGGGUUGCUGUCACGGGGGUCAGGACGAUUUUCAAUCGGGACAGGCGAUAA
Molecule: messenger RNA, 180 nt
Organism: Colletotrichum abscissum
Lineage: Eukaryota; Fungi; Ascomycota; Sordariomycetes; Glomerellales; Glomerellaceae
Exons: 1
Coding region: 1-180 (59 amino acids)
Source: RefSeq, a predicted model, not a curated record